This is a messenger RNA of Musa acuminata subsp. malaccensis (wild Malaysian banana), 514 nucleotides long. RefSeq names its product CASP-like protein 4A2. The record is from RefSeq and is a predicted model, not a curated record. NCBI's taxonomy places the organism in Eukaryota, Viridiplantae, Streptophyta, Magnoliopsida, Zingiberales, Musaceae.
GAGGAAGCGGUGCGGCGGACGGCGGUGGGCGCCCGGCUUGCCGCGGCGGCGCUAUGCCUCGUCGCCUUCUCCGUCCUGGCUGCCGAUAGAGACAAGGGUUGGGCUCUCGACUCCUACAACCGCUACAAGCAAUUCCGGUAUUGCGUCUCCGUGAACGUGAUCGGGUUCGUGUACUCAGGAUUUCAGGUGUAUGCACAGGCCCACUACAUGAUGACGGAGAAGCACAUUAUACGUCGUCCCAUGGGAGACUACUUGGACUUCGCUAUGGAUCAGAUAUUGGCUUAUCUCUUAAUUUCAUCGUCAUCUUCGGCCACUGCUCGUACUGGAGACUGGGUGUCCAACUGGGGAAGAGAUCCCUUUCCUGACAUGGCUACUGGUUCUGUAGCUGUAUCGUUCCUGGCUUUCCUUGCUUUCGCCCUCAGUGCUCUCAUCUCUGCAUAUUAUCUCUUCCGCCCAAGCCUGUAACCUUCUCUGGGGAGCACCAAACUGACGCACAAGUUGUAAUGCUACGUAG